Molecule: messenger RNA, 949 nt
Organism: Spirometra erinaceieuropaei
Lineage: Eukaryota; Metazoa; Platyhelminthes; Cestoda; Diphyllobothriidea; Diphyllobothriidae
Source: the annotation of a GenBank genome assembly
AUGAGAAGAGACCUGGGUAAGAUCGCAGUUAUUAGCCAGACAUUGUGCUGAUACUGUCGACGUACGUACUCGUUGUCAGUAGGUUCCCGUUAGGGUCACUGUUAAUGUUAAGUUUAGGGCUAAGGUUAGGCUUAAGGUUGUGUUCAGGCUUAAAGUUAGGGCUAGGGAUAGGCUUAAGGUUGGUGUUAGGGUUAUUGCUAGGUUUUGGGUAAGCGUUGGGUCGUAGGAUUUUGGUUACGUGUCGGUUUUGAGGCUUAGGGUUAGGCCUUACGGUUGCCGUCAGGGGUUGGAUUUUAGGGAUAAGCGUGGGGUUUACAUUCCUGCCAUUAUUCUCCCUACUUAUAAAUUCACAGCACUUUCUCUGGUAAAUAUACUUUUACCCAGAAACAGCAGAAACAGCCCUUCCAUUUACCCCACCUAUAUAACCCUCUUUCCCACCAUUGCCGUACGACAGGGACCUGGCUGUCCGCCACCCCAUUUCUGGCUACCAACUGCGAUCUAACCGAGACCUGCAUUGGAGUUGGACAAAAUACGGAGCCCUCUUAAGAUUGGGCAUGGUUUCAUUGAUAUUGCAUCCACAGUUGAAUAGUGUUACAGGUCGAUGCGCCCUGUCCGUCAGGACUAAUUGCACAUGUAUCUGCAUUUAUGCUGUGCCAGAUAAUAUUGGGCAUUUUGCAAUUUUAAAAAUCCAACUGCAUCUUCUCCUAUCGGAAUCAUUGUAGAGCGUGCAUGUUCAAUCCCCAUGAACUUGGUGGACACUGAGGACUGCUCGUAUCCUUCCUCCUUCCGAAUUGGCCUCACCGAGGCUCGCCGCAAAAAUCAAUUGUUUGGUGCCUACGAGGAGGCCCUUUCCGUCAGCAUCCGCUAUCUGCGCCUACGAGUCAACAAUAUCCUGCUCAUUCCCUCCCUCCCAUCCUCGUCUCCGCCAUCACUGAUUGCGACGUCUUAA